AUGUUUGGUUUACGCGUACUUCUUGCUGCUCUGGUGGCCGGCGCUGCAUCAGCCUCACCUGCAGCUCCAGCUACUGAUUUGGGCAUUGCAGAUAUCAUCAACCUUCUCAACAUUGGUCUAGUGAAAGAUAUAAAUGCAUUCGUCACUCUGGAAUCACUGACGACCAACGUCAUUUCAGUAGUAAAAAACCCUCUCCCGAUCGAGCUUACUCUUGACAGUGUCAGCGCGGUUGCUGGCCUGAAUGGUACCAUAUUUGCUACCUUCACCCACACUUUCCCCAAGCCAGGACUCGUUGUUCCACCUCUCGCCACCAAAAAUUCGGGCUUAAUCAACAACGUCCAACUGCCGCAAGGUGGGGAAGCCUCCCUCUCCAUUAUACCAUUUGGGAUUCUGGAUCUUCCUGACACAAAUGCUAAUGUCCGUGCGGCUACUAUCGGUGGCGCGUUGGGCAUUCCCAUCGCGCUUACGGGCCUCAAGCAAACUGCUGUACCCACAAACUACACCUUGGAGCUCGACUGA
Psilocybe cubensis is the source of this 519-nucleotide messenger RNA. RefSeq lists its product as uncharacterized. Lineage: Eukaryota; Fungi; Basidiomycota; Agaricomycetes; Agaricales; Agrocybaceae. The record is from RefSeq and is a predicted model, not a curated record. The transcript is spliced from 5 exons. Bases 1 to 519 code for a protein of 172 amino acids.